Messenger RNA from Nicotiana tabacum (common tobacco), 1255 nucleotides. RefSeq lists its product as uncharacterized. Lineage: Eukaryota; Viridiplantae; Streptophyta; Magnoliopsida; Solanales; Solanaceae. The record is from RefSeq and is a predicted model, not a curated record.
UUCACAUUACUUAAAAUCGAGCUGUGAGUUGUUAUGUGGACUCUAUUGAUUCUCUCUUCUAUCAAUAAAAAUAUUUUCAACCCUCUACCUUACUAGAGUUAAGAUACAAUAAAUUCAAAGACAAAAUACAAAGAUGAUCACUGCCAACAACAGCAUCAACAGUAACAUUAAUGGGAGUUAUGAUAUACCAGGCAGCAACAGCAGCAGCAGCAGUAGUUUAGGGAAUGAGAUUGAAGAAAUAGAAGAUGAUAAUAUGAAUAGUGGUUAUGUUGUGGCAACUGAGUUGUUGGAGAUCAAUGAACACAGAGGAGGGUUAGCUUCCAUUAAAGAAGGUGAAGUAGAAGGUAGCUUAUAUUCCUUUGAUUUCCACAACAAUGGUGAUCAUACUGUUGUUUAUGUUGCUGUUGGUGAUAACAACAAGAUUAGCAAAGAGUCAAGUAUGGAUGCUCUUCUUUGGACUCUUAAACAUGUUGUGGCUGAUCCCUCUUCUACCAUUCUUUUCCUCAUUCAUAUCUAUCCUCAGACCAAAUACAUCCCUUCUCCUUUGGGAAUGAUUCCAAUAAGCCAAGUGAGUGCUGAGCAGAAGGAGAACCACAUGGCUCAAGAAAGAGGCAAGAGGAGGCAGUUCCUUCAAAGGUUUUUUGAUGCAUGUGCUGCUGCAAAGGUUAAAGUUGACACCAUACUUAUAGAGAGCGACACAGAAGCAAAAGCAAUACUGGACCUUAUUCCUAUCUGCAACAUAAGAAGGCUGAUCUUGGGCACCUCUAAAGCCAAUCUCAAGAAACUAAAGUCGAAAAAAGGUGGCGGAACAGCGGAUGAGAUAUUACUAAAUGCACCUGAAUUCUGUGAGGUCAAGAUAAUAUGUGAAGGCAAGGAAAUGGUUGAGCUGCAGAUGUUUGAAACAACUUCUCCCCAAGCCAGUGCUGGUGACAGUCCAAAGCCAAUUCAAAGUCAUAUCCAAGAUCAAAAUCAGCCCCAGAAUGAAUCUUUCAGAUGUGGAUGCUUUAAACCCAGAGUCAUGCAGUAAAUCUUCAACAAUCUGCAUUAGAUCAAUACCAAAAAUUCAAGACUGGAUGUCAAUUUCAAGUAUUACCACCAAAACCUGCCCCAAGGUUUAUCAUAUCAUAAAAUAUGCAUGAACGUCUGUAACUAUUCUAUAUCGAUAAACAAUUAACAUACACACCAUCUCUGAUAUCUUAAAAAAGACGUAAAGUUCUCUUUUUUCCUUCAAUCAACUACAUAUCCUUAGAUCCUA